This is a messenger RNA of Symbiodinium sp. CCMP2456, 195 nucleotides long. NCBI's taxonomy places the organism in Eukaryota, Dinophyceae, Suessiales, Symbiodiniaceae. The record is from the annotation of a GenBank genome assembly.
GUCUUCCUCUCCCUGGGCACCUGCCCGGCCUGCGAUGCCCCGGCGGCCGCUGAGAGAAGCGAGCUGAAUGCCACUUACGUGGCUAGCUUCUCGCAGCUCGCCGUUGAUCCUGGGCAAUACCUCGUGUGCCUUUGCGCCAGCCAGGACAGCACCGCGGGGAAGGCUGUGGCAAGCCUCACCGUCGAUGGCAUUCAG